GACGCCAAAGAGCCCAUUUCGACCCACUCGGCUUGGAAAAGGGAAGGGGGAAAAAGGGAGGGGGGCUGUGCUGUGUUGUGUUGGAGUGAAAACCUCGCGAAGGAUUUCUAACCUCCGAAGUAUAAAUCACGGGCGCUGUGAUGGGGCGGAAACUUUGCUAACGAGGGAGGAGCGAGGAGCGGCUUUGACAAAACUCUCUUAAAGGCGACCGAGUUGGCCUCCAGCGGGUGCGGAAGGCAAUCCCAUUCCCGGGCACGGACGGACUCCUCUUCUCGGGCCGCCUUCCCCUUUAAUGCGCGUCCCCAAUGUUAGCCGUGGGGCCGAUGGAGGCUAACCGCCCGCCGGGCGCCUUCGUGCUCAGCAGCAGCGGCAGCGCCCCGUUGGCCGCGCUGCACAGCAUGGCCGAGAUGAAGAGCUCGCUCUUCCCCUACGCGCUGCAGGGCCCGCCCGGCGGAGCGCCCUUCAAGGCCCCCGGAGGAGGCGGCGGCGGAGGAGGAGGAGGAGGAGGAGGCGGCGCGCAGUUCCCGCUCGGGACCCCGCACGGCAUCAGCGACAUCCUGGGCAGGCCGCUCGGCGCCGCCGGGAACCUCCUCACCGGCCUGCCCCGCCUCAACGGCCUGGCCGCCGCCGCCGCCGCCGCAGGGAUGUACUUCAGCCCCGCCGCCGCCGCCGUCGUGCCCCGCUACCCCAAGCCCCUGGCCGAGCUGCCCGGGAGGCCGCCCAUCUUCUGGCCCGGAGUCAUGCAGGGCUCGCCCUGGAGGGACCCGCGCCUCGGAUGCCCCGGAGUUCGCUUCGUUGUUUCCUUGCUUCACGGCUCCCCUUCCUCUCUGCUUGCAGCCCAGGCCGGGAUGGUCUUGGACAAAGACGGCAAGAAGAAGCACUCGCGGCCCACUUUCUCGGGCCAGCAGAUCUUCGCCUUGGAGAAAACCUUCGAGCAGACCAAGUACCUGGCCGGGCCGGAGAGAGCCCGCCUGGCCUACUCGCUGGGCAUGACUGAGAGCCAAGUCAAGGUGGGCAAGAGUUCAGAAAUGUCAACAUUCUCAUACAUCAUAAAAAGGCCAAGAGGACAAAUUGCCCACAGUGGCUGCUUUUCAGGAGCAGCACAGCCCCCGAAGAAUCGUGACUGAGCAGAAACACAAGGAACAGGCACAUAAAAAUUCAUCACUUUGGCCUCUUGACCUCUUACCAUGGGGUUUGGCACACCCAGUCUCAAAAAGUAGCACCAGGGGAGAAGGAAGCAGACCAGCUGAGCCGAAAUUACCGACAAAAAUAAAUAAAUAAAUAGGAAGCAUUUCGGACAAGGGAAAAGCCCACCAGAUGCUUCAUUGUCUUUAUGGAGAAGUAAUGCUGGAUAUAAGUAAAAAAAGGGAAAGGAAAGAAGGGAAAAUCAGAGAGAGAGAGAGAAGAUGGGAAAAAAGAGGGGGGGGGGAUGAUCUACCACAUGGCAUAUUGGGUGGAAUAAAUAGUGUCAUUGUUUCAGAGUAGCUCUGUCACUUUACUGACUGUGGUACAAAGGGGUGUAAAGCAAGAUUUAAUCCUGACGUUUUAGCCAGCAGAUUAAAACCAAUCGUGCCAGAUGUCCGCAAGACUGUUUAACAUACAGAAAGCUUCCCCCGCACAACUACUCUGAGAGGAGCAAAGACUCGAAUGCAUCCUUCUUUAUUUCACUUACUUUUGCCCAAGGACAAAGGACACUGUAAUGAGGUUUGAGAUGGGUUUUUAAUUCCCCUCUCUUAAAAAAAGGAACAUUGGCGGAAGUCAAGUAUGUGGCCCAAUUUAGGACAGCUAAUAAACACCUUGCCCUUUCUAAGACAGCCUCAAACGAAAGUCAACACUGGAAAAAAUAGCGCUUGAUAGUUUCAUGCUGAUAUGGGUAUUUUUUUGAGGUAUGUACAAGGAAAAGAUGCAUACAAGUCUCAAACGUCGACAUACUGCAAGUGUGUCCUGAAAUCAGCUCAACAGGCUUCUUAGACAUGCAUAUCUAAUCGUUUAAAUACUUAUAUACACAACAGAUUUACAUGUCCACCAUUUGCUUUAUUGUAAUGUGUUGUACCAACCUUUCUUAUUUCAAAAAAGCAUAUAGAAAACAAAGGUGUAUUGAUAAAUGUGAUAAAAUUGGAAAUAUCUUUUAAAAAUCAUGCUUUGAUUUUAACUUGGAUCAGUACAUGGGUGUUAACUGCACAAAUGUGAAUGCAGAAUUCAAAGACACAACUAUGUUAGUAUGAAAUAACAGUAUGCAAAGGGAUAAUGUGCACCUUAGAGGCAGAGAAUGAAGUUGAUAGCUUAAGUCUACACUGUAGUAUGAAUGCAGUUUGACAACACUUUAAUUGCCAUGGCUCAGUACUAUGGAAUCUUGAGAUUUGAAGUUUGAGAGGCACCAGCAUUCAUAGAUAAAGUCAGACUUUAUAAAACUACAAAUUCAAUUAUUCCAUAGCAUUGAGCCAUGGUGUCACCAACUUCAUUCUCUCAGGUCCCUUCCACACUGCCCCUAUAUCCCAGGAUCUGAUUCCAGAUUAUGUAUUUAUCCCAGAUUAUCUGGCAGUGAACACUCAUAUAAUCCAUUUUAAAGCAGAUAAUCUCAGUUAGCCUAAAACACUACAAGAUCCCUUUUGCAUACAAAUGUAGAUGUAGGCAUAGUUUAUAUCAUGAAAUGGUGGACCAACACAUUUUCUUUCCUUAGACAAAGCUAUAAAUGAUGUCAUUAUGACCCACUGAAACAGCAGCAAUGGAGAGCUCCCAUUUCAGUGGACCGGUGAGGCUAUUGAUUUUGUCGCUUCUUAACGGAACUCUCUAUAUAUUACACUCCAAUUAUAGCAGCUUGAUUUCUACCAGAGAAUUCGAGUUCUGUAAUUCAGGGGAUGUGGGAGAUCACAGCUCCCUGGAAGAAAAUUCUAAAAACCAAAUGACAGAUUCCAGGAUUAUGCAGAGUUAAGCCAUUAAAGUUCAAGGGUUGUAACCGUGUAGUAGAUGUAUACUCUAUGGAAGGGAUGGGGAGGGUAUGGUCCUCGGUUGUUGAUAGACCAUAAAUCCCAUUAGCUAUAGCCAACACAGCCAAUGGUGUGAGAAGCAGGGAGUUGCAGUUCAACAAUAUUUGUGGAGCCAUGUAAUUCCUAUCCCAUUCCUAUCUACGACCUAAAUCCAAUGGCUAGUCCUCAAAAGUGUAGAUUAAAGGAGUCAACAGGAUAUAUAUAUAUAAAUGUCAUAUCAGCACCUGAAUUACUGGGUCUAAUCCAGACUGGACUAGACAUUGGAUUGAGAUCAACCCUGUUUCCCCCCAAAAUAAGGCAGGAUCUUAUAUUAAUUUUUUGCUCCAAAAGAUGUGUUAGGGCUUGUUUUCAGGGGCAGUCUUAUUUUUCCAAAUUGACUUUUAAAAUGAACUAUAUCUAGGGCUAAUUUUUGAAAUAGGGUUUAUAUUUUGAGCAUUCUCAGAAAUGCUGAAAAAUCAUGGUACGUCUCAUUUUCAGAGUAGGUCUUAUUUUGAUCAGUGUGUCAGUGAUAUUACCCAAUAAUUCAGUGAUGUUACUUUUCCGAUUACCAAAAUUGGAAUAAAUUCAACAUCAUAGUAUACAUUUCCUCAGGAUGGUAUAUUAAGGAAUCAUUUGCUCAAGGUUUCCAUGUUGUUGUUAGAAUUUUUUAAAUAAUGAUAUUGGCAUUCGGGGGAGGGGAGUAAUAUUAAUGAAAACAAAGUUACCUUUACUGAGUGAUUAUCUUAGUAAGAGAUGUUAUCAUCUCUCUCCCU
This is a messenger RNA of Anolis carolinensis (green anole), 3739 nucleotides long. It is a transcript of the gene nkx6-2, whose product is annotated as NK6 homeobox 2. The transcript has 4 exons. Gene Ontology annotation, cellular component: nucleus. The coding region runs from base 306 to 1127 and encodes 273 amino acids. The record is from RefSeq and is a predicted model, not a curated record. Lineage: Eukaryota; Metazoa; Chordata; Lepidosauria; Squamata; Anolidae. Gene Ontology annotation, biological process: cell differentiation; regulation of transcription by RNA polymerase II. Gene Ontology annotation, molecular function: DNA-binding transcription factor activity, RNA polymerase II-specific; RNA polymerase II cis-regulatory region sequence-specific DNA binding.